CAAACCUGAAAAUCCCAAUUAUCCAUUUUUGUUCCCUUUAACUUUCACCAUCAAAAAAUUUUCCCCUUUAUCUGUGUUUCUUCCCCAAUUCAAGAAACCUAUUAUUGGUUUAAAGGUCAGUUUUUUAUCACUCUUUUUGGUCUUAUUUAGACAUAUAUGCUAUUGUUCUUCCUCAAUUUAAUAUGGGUAUCUGCUAAAAAUUUGUAAUAUUUGGUAUUUACUAAAAAGUUUUGAUUUUGGGUAUUUGCUCAAAAAGUUGUAAUUUUUAGUAUUUACUAAAAAGUUGUAAGUUUGGGUAUUUGCUAAAAAGUUGUGAUUUUGAGGAUACCCUUUAGCUUUUCUUGGACAAAUUCUUGGCCAAUUUGAGUGGUGAAUUUAACUUUUAUAUGGAUUUGUGGUAAAGAGCUGUAAUUUGGGGUUUUGGGUAUUUAAGUUGUUGUGAAUGUGAUUUUUGAGCUUCUUAAAGUUUGUUGAAUUGAGUGGUGGAGUUAGUUUUUAUUUGAUGAUGCCACAACCAAGAAGAAAAAAGUGGACUGAGGCAGAAGAAAGAACUUUAAUUGAUAAGUAUGGUGAGAUGUUAUGUGAUGGGAGUUUAGCUAAGAUGAAAACUAGGGAAAAGAAGUAUAGACCUAUUGCUUUACAUGUAAAUUCUGUGCACCAUGUUCGUGAUCCGAUCACGUAUCCAUGGCAAUGGACUUGGAAGGAUGUGUCAACUAAAGUGCAGAAUAUGAGGCACCAGUAUACAUUAGUGAAGCAGAAGAUUAAGAAGCCAAACUCUGGGGAGGAUGAGUCGGGUGUUGGGGAGGAGUUUGAUUGGAUGGAGGGGUUAACUCAUUGGUCGAACUUCUUGAGGUAUAAGGAAGUGUUUGGGGAUGUGAAUACGCUUGUUUUCAGUUGUAGUGACUCCAUGGCGGUUGUAGGAGACGGGAUUGAAAAUCGUGUGGGAUUUGAUGGGACUGGUAAUGGUAUCGGGAUUGAUCAAUUCGGGCAUCUAGGUCAUGCUGGCGACGGUGAUUUUGCCGGAGGUAUUAAUGGGGUGGAUCAUGGUGUUACCGGUAUGGAGUUUGAUUAUGAUGGGGAAGAAGGAGAGGGGAAUUUCAAUGGUAAUAUUAGGAGGAAUAGUCAUAUGAAGGAAGAUGUGGACGAUGGAUUUGUUUACGAAGAUAUCGAGGCAACUGGAUCCGAUACGAGAAAGAAGAAGAAGAUGUUGAAAGGGGUAGAGAAGAGGGCAUGGGGUUUUCUUGCAACGCAGUUGGCACACUUAAAGGAAAUGGAAGCUCGGUUCGAGCAACGUGAUGCUGAGAGAGAGCGGGAGAGGCAGAGGAGAGAACAUCUUAGAACGGAACUUGAACAAGAACGUGAGAGAAAAUGGGAGGAAAGAGAAAGAGAGAGGGAAGAAAGGGAGAAAACGAUGGAGAAGUUGCAGAGACAGAGAAUUCAAGAAUGGGAAAUAAUGGAGAAGGAAAGUGAGGAGAGAGAGAGGAGGAGAAGAGAGGAACAACUUAUAUUUGAAAGAGAACGUGAAGAAAGAAUGAACAAGAGGAGAUUAGACUGGAAGAAGAGGAUUGACGAGACGUUAGGUCAGCAUCGCGCUGAUAUGAGCCAGAUCCAGACUCGAAUACUUCACGAACAACAAAAUCUUACUAGUCAGCUGCUCGGAAUUUUUUCUCAGUGGACUGGUCAUCCAACCGGGAUUUCUGAUCACACAGGAGCUAACCAUUAUCUUUCACAAAUGAUACAAAACUUGCACCAUGUGAAUGGUAUGGUUCAUGGCGAUGCAAGAGUUGAAGGAGAUGCUCAAGAAGAUCAAUUUAUUGUAGAUGGAUGAAUAAAAGGAUGUCUUUUAUUAUUUACAUCGAUCACCUGAAGAGGAAAGGUGCAUUUAGCCUUGCAAGACAUGAACAAGUGUAAAGGUUUUCUCAGACGACGAAUAUCAUAUGCUCAAGGACUCAUACAACAAUAACUACGCGUCAAUUCCAAGAAAGUUGGGAUCGGCUAUAUGCUCAAGAACUGUAUAAAAUAACAAAACUUUUGGGAUGAGUUA
Nicotiana tabacum (common tobacco) is the source of this 2044-nucleotide messenger RNA. RefSeq lists its product as uncharacterized. NCBI's taxonomy places the organism in Eukaryota, Viridiplantae, Streptophyta, Magnoliopsida, Solanales, Solanaceae. The record is from RefSeq and is a predicted model, not a curated record.